AUGGGCAAAAAAUCGGCGCCCAGCACGCCCCUCAAGGCCUCAACGUCCACGACGCCGGCCACGCCCAUCACCGACCCAGCGCUGGUGCAGACCUUCCAGAUGGUCCACGCCUUCCUCCAGGAGCACGCCCCCGCCGUCGCACCUUCCCUCCUCAGCGCCGCGCCCGUAGAGGCCCAGGCGCCCGCCAACGCCGCAAAGGAGAUGGCAAAGCACCUCGUCACCGCCAUCCAGAACAGCCCCAAAAAGGAAUGGGCAUCGCCCUCCACCACCGCAUCAAAGGCCAAGGCCGCCCCGGCGCCAGCACCCGAUGCAGCAUCGCCUUCGUCGUCCGAUGAAUCGGAUGACAGCGGAGACGAGUCCGACAGUGAGAGCAGCGACUCCUCGAGCGACGACGACAGCUCCGACAGCGACAGCUCCGACAGCGACAGCUCCGACGACGACGACGACAACGACGACGACAAGGAGAAGCCAAAGGCCGAAAAGAUGGACGAGGACUCGAGCAGCAGCGACGACUCGUCCGACUCUGACGACAGCUCAUCGUCCUCUUCGUCGUCCUCUUCGUCGUCCUCGUCGUCGUCCUCGUCUGACAGCGACUCGGACUCGGACUCGAGCUCCAGCUCCGAUUCGGACGCCAACGACGCAAAGGAAGUCGAGGCCGCCUCGAUCACCGCCGCCGUCGCACCCGCUUCCCACCACUCUUCCGAGACCUCCGAGACGGUCAAGAACGACGACAGCGAGAGCGACUCGUCGUCGUCGUCGGAUGAGGAAGAGAAGAAGGAGACCAAGAAGGCGGCACCAGCUGCUCCCGCCCCCAACUCCAAGAAGAGGAAGGCAGCAUCCCCAUCCUCGUCGUCGUCGUCCGAGUCCGACAGCGACUCUUCCUCUGACAGCGACAGCGACAGCAGCAGCAGCAGCAGCAGCAGCAGUGACAGCGACAGCGACAGCAGCGACAGUGACAGCAGCGACAGCAGCAGCGGCAGCAGCUCGUCUUCGGACUCGGACUCGGACUCGGACUCGGAUUCGGACUCGAGCAGCAGCUCUGCCUCGUCGGCCGACAAGGCGACGACGCCACCCAACGUCGACCCGGACGCGCACAAGUCCAAGAAGCUCAAGACCGCCGCCGGUGCCGCCGCGGCGCCCGUCGUGGCCGAGUGGCAGCCCAACCCGCUGUACGCCACGCCACCUGCCGGGUCGGGCAAGAAGAAUGGCGGCGGCGGCAGCGGCGGAGCGGCUCGGGGUGGCGCGCAGAACACGCCGUUCCAGCGCGUCAAGGCGGACCAGGUGACGUACCUCGAUGACCGGAUGAAGGACAUGUCGUACGACGCCAAGCCGGGCGCCGGCGACUGGGGCGCAAAGGCCAGCGCCGACCUCAUCGUGACGCGCGGCAAGGGCUUCACCAAGGAGAAGAACAAGAAGAAGCGCGGAAGCUACCGCGGCGGCGAGAUUGAUACCUAUGGCACGCACUCGAUCAAGUUCAGCUACGACGACGAGUGA
Pseudozyma flocculosa PF-1 is the source of this 1494-nucleotide messenger RNA. RefSeq lists its product as uncharacterized. Gene Ontology annotation, cellular component: nucleoplasm; nucleolus. The record is from RefSeq and is a predicted model, not a curated record. Bases 1 to 1494 code for a protein of 497 amino acids. Lineage: Eukaryota; Fungi; Basidiomycota; Ustilaginomycetes; Ustilaginales; Ustilaginaceae. The transcript is spliced from 2 exons.